Molecule: messenger RNA, 3771 nt
Organism: Brenthis ino (lesser marbled fritillary)
Lineage: Eukaryota; Metazoa; Arthropoda; Insecta; Lepidoptera; Nymphalidae
Source: the annotation of a GenBank genome assembly
AUGUCACUUGAACCUGAAGAUGAUUUUUUUACUGAUUUUAAAUCACCACCUAUUUUUGAGGAUCUUGGAGAAAAAGUUAAAGAUUAUUUACUAAAACCAGAAAGAUUAUCGAUUCAUAAAUGGGAAAGAUCACAAACCCAUUGGCAUAGAUCUAGUGAUAUUGAUUCUUUGUUUAAAAUUGAUGACGACGAAGUAGGUCUUGAUACUACAUUAGAAGUAGUGCGAGAUCCUAUUACAGGAGAAAUAAUUGGCGUUCAAGAGUUAAAUAUACCUGUAGAAGAUGAUGAAGAGAGUCUUUCAAUGUCUAGAGCACCAUUACCCCCAAGUCUUGCUACUAGGGGAAGUACAACUCAGAAUCCAUUUCUUCCCGCUGGUUUUGAAGAAGAACUCCAGAAGAUGCUUGAUGAAGCAGCAAAAACUGGAGAGAUAACUUUAAAUUUAGAAGAUGACGAGCCAGGAAAAUUUUUGGGUGAAGAAUUAUUAACAACACCCCCAGGCUCUGAACAAAAUGUGGUGUUUGCCAAUGAUGGAGUUACUUUGUUAGAACAACUCAACAAAGAUGAACCACAGGAAGACAAGAGUGAGGAUAUUGAUCUCCAGGGUAAUAUAAAUUUAGAAGAAGUGGUUGACACAAAUGCACAUUUAGUAGGUCUUUGGCAAGAUGAUACUGAAGUGGAACAACAAAAGAAGAAACCACAAAUGAAGAAAAUAGAAUUACACAUAGAAAAAGAUUCAGGUGAUGACAACUUCUUAGAGGAGACUGUCAUUAGACCUCCAGUAGAACUUCCGGAGAUACCAGUGCUAAACAUAACAAACUCGGCUGUUAAAAUGGGAGUAACAUCUACUGAGUGGGCUGAAAUGAUUGAUGUCACAUUACCGGUGCCUAAUUUCAAAGAACAAAUAAAUGAUAUGGCACAUACAUUUCCAUUUGAGUUGGAUAAUUUUCAGAAGCAGGCAAUAUUAAAAUUAGAAGAAGGUCAUCAUGUUUUUGUCGCAGCACACACUUCAGCUGGCAAGACAGUAGUUGCGGAAUAUGCCAUUGCUAUGUCAAGAAGGAAUUGUACCAGGGCCAUCUACACAUCUCCUAUCAAGGCGUUGUCUAAUCAAAAAUAUAAUGAUUUCAACAAAACGUUUGGCGAAGUGGGAUUGUUGACUGGUGAUCUUCAGAUAAAUGCCACAGCCUCAUGCCUCGUCAUGACCACGGAGAUCUUGCGCUCCAUGUUGUAUUGCGGGUCGGACGUCACUAGGGAUCUAGAAUUUGUCAUAUUUGAUGAAGUCCACUAUAUUAAUAAUGCUGAGCGUGGUUACGUCUGGGAAGAGGUGCUGAUACUGCUGCCGGCGCACGUGAGCAUAGUGAUGCUGAGCGCGACGGUACCCAACACGCUGCAGUUCGCGGACUGGGUGGGCCGCACCAAGAAGCGCAAGGUGUACGUGGUGUCCACGCCCAAACGGCCUGUGCCAUUGUGCCACUAUCUGUAUACAGGGUCCGGUGGUAAAUCUAAAAAUGAAAGGUUUUUAGUUGUGGAUCAAGAAGGAAACUUCCAGCUACGAGGCUAUAACGAAGCUGUGGCUGCUAAAAAAGCUAGAGAAAACGAUCAUAAGAAAAACUUUGGACCUAAAGGCGGAAAACAGUUUGGCAAUUCAAAGGCCGAACAGACUAUGUGGGUGGCGUUCGUGGACCAUCUCCGGACAUGCGACAAGUUACCCGUCGUAGCGUUUACUCUAUCAAGAAAUAGGUGUGACCAAAAUGCAGAAAACUUAAUGUCUGUAGACUUGACAACUGCUAAAGAAAAGAGCCAUAUAAGGUUAUUCUUUUCAAGGUGCCUCCAACGUUUGAAGGAACCUGACAGAAGAUUGCCUCAGGUAAUUCGUUUACAACGGGUAUUGGAAAACGGAAUAGGCGUACAUCACAGCGGUAUUUUGCCGCUACUUAAGGAAAUUGUUGAAAUGCUUUUCCAAACCGGUCAUGUAAAGCUCCUGUUCGCGACGGAAACGUUCGCGAUGGGCGUGAACAUGCCGGCGCGCACCGUGGUGUUCGACGACAUCAGCAAGUUCGACGGCGUCCAGUCGCGCAGCCUCGCGCCCGCCGAGUACAUACAGAUGGCGGGUCGCGCCGGGCGCAGAGGUCUUGACGCGACCGGGACGGUAAUUAUCCUGUGCAAAGAGGGAGUUCCCGACCAGAUGACUCUGAAAGGCAUGAUGUUAGGUACUCCACAUAAAUUGUCCUCGCAAUUUAGACUCACGUAUGCCAUGAUAUUGAGUUUGUUAAGAGUAGCUACAGUGUCUGUGGAAGGUAUGAUGCAACGCUCUUUUAGGGAGUUCCAUCAGAUCUGCCAAGCGGACAAUUAUAGGAAACAACUGCAAAUAGCUGAAAAAGAAUAUUCUGAAAAGUGCAGUACACCCCUCGCCUCACAUUUGUCCCUUUUAGCAACAUUCUAUGACACUGCUGCGGCGUAUAUUGAUGUGUUAAACGAUAUAAUGCCUAUACUAUUGAAUCAGUCCAAAGUAAUCAAGGAGCUAGUUGCUGGGAAAGUGCUGAUUUUGGCUGCCGGACCCUAUAUUAAUCAGCUGGGCAUAUUUUUGAAUAGCAGCGGUCCCAGACAAACUCCAUAUAAAGUGUUGGUUCUCAAUGCAAUAGAAACUGAUCCGACGCGAUACAACUUUGAUAUUGACGACAAUUGGUACGGGAUGCUUGGGUUUUCGGCGCUUUAUGACUACAUAGGCACUGAGGAAAGUACAAUGGACCACACAAUAUUGUGUAUAGCGCCUAAGAAUAUUAGGGCUAUCACUAAAAUGAAUCUCAAAAUUGAUGCUAACAUCAUUAUACAAGACUGGGAAAAAAGGCAAAUACCAAGAUUCAGAGACGCGCCAGUAGGAUCGAGCUGCGCUAGUGCAGUACAAGAGCUGUCUCGCAUUUCGCACGCAGUUCGCACCGGAGCUACCACACUGGAGAAACUGAGCCUUACACAAUCCCUCGCUAUCUCCACUGGCGAAAUAUUACACUCGUUGGACAAGAUGAAUCGACUUAGGGAAGCACUAGAUGCUCAAAAAAAGAAUACAGAUAUAGCAAACUUUAAAAGCGAAUUCGCCAUCGUCUACGAGCGUAAACAAGCGGAAAGGAAGCGAGACAAAUAUAAGCGGUUACUCUCAUUCGAGAACCUGGCCCUCUACCCGGACUAUCAGAGAAGACUUCUAGUCUUACGAGAACUGAACUACAUAGAUGAACAUGAUAGUGUUAUACUAAAAGGCAGAGUGGCCUGUUGUAUGGGCACCAACGAACUAAUCAUAUCAGAAUUGGUGUUUAGAAACGUCUUCACAGAUAUGAACCCGGCGGAAAUAGCGGCUCUGCUCAGUUGUUUCGUGUUCCAAGCUAAGACUAGAGUGGAGCAAGUGCUGACGGAACGUUUGGCGGAAGGAGUUAAGACGAUCGAAAAGAUAGAUGGCGAAUUGACUGCUGUUGAAUCUAAAUAUAUGGUUGGUCAAUUCGAGGGCCAAGCAGAACGACUGAAUUUCGGCCUCGUGAGAGUGGUGUAUGAAUGGGCGCUAGAAAAACCGUUUUCGGAAAUCGUUGAUUUAACUGAUGUACAAGAAGGAAUUAUUGUAAGAUGCAUCCAACAGCUUCACGAGUUAUUAGUCGACGUUAAAGAUGCAGCAGUGGCUAUAGGAGAUCCCAAACUCCAAGCAAAAAUGAUGGAAGCAUCUACAGCUAUAAAAAGAGACAUUGUAUUUGCUGCCAGCCUAUAUACCACCCAAAGAGAGACUAUUAUGUUA